AUGCCGCCGAAAAGAAAAGUCCAGUCCCUUGGGCUAGAUAGACGAGUCCGCCCUCGUCAUGACGAAAAGUGGAACCUGGAGCCAGAGUCCGACAACGAGCAAUCCAACGACGACGGAUCGGAGGAAGACGUUGGCAAGCAGGACAGUGAGGACGAGGAUCUGUCAGAAGCUGCACAUGAUGAGGAGUCAGAGUCCGAGUCAGAAGACGAAGCGCCUCCCAAGGUAGACCUCUCCGCGGUCACCUUUGGCGCCCUAGCCCGCGCGCAGGCCUCCAUGCCCGCCACAAACCGACGAGCCAAGAAGAGCCGAAAAUCAGACCCCGACUUCGACGCCGCAGAACCCACCCUGUCCCUCCGCGAGCAAGCCGAAGCGCGCCGGCGCAGCAACCAGAACGCGGGCGCCCGGCCCGGCCGCUCCUCCAAGCACGCCCCGCAGGAGCAGACCUCCAAGAAGCCCGUCUCGCGGCGGCGCGAGAUCCUCGCAGACCCCCGACGCAAGGCGCGCGACCCGCGCUUCGACUCGUUCCUGGGGCCCGUCGACGAGGGCAAGACGCGGCGCGCGUACGCCUUCCUGGACGAGUACCGCGAGAGCGAGAUGGCAGACCUCAGGGCGCAGAUCAGAAAGGCGAAGCGUCCGGCGGACAGGGACGCGCUGAAGCGGCAGCUGCUGUCGAUGGAGUCGAGGAAGAAGGCGCAGAAAAAGGCCGACGAGGCCGGGGCGCUGAUCAAGGAGCACAGGACCAAGGAGAAGGAGCUGGUGGCCCAGGGCAAGCAGCCGUUCUACCUCAAGAAGAGCGCGCAAAAGACGCAGAUCCUGACGAACCGCUUCGCGGAUAUGAGCAAGGGCGAGGUGGAUCGCGCCAUUGAGCGUAAACGGAAAAAGGUGGCGGGCAAGGAGAGGAAGGAGCUGGACAGCCUGGUGCGGGUGCGAGAUCGUGCGUGA
Molecule: messenger RNA, 942 nt
Organism: Cordyceps militaris CM01
Lineage: Eukaryota; Fungi; Ascomycota; Sordariomycetes; Hypocreales; Cordycipitaceae
Product: pre-rRNA processing protein, putative
Exons: 2
Coding region: 1-942 (313 amino acids)
Biological process (GO): maturation of SSU-rRNA from tricistronic rRNA transcript (SSU-rRNA, 5.8S rRNA, LSU-rRNA)
Cellular component (GO): 90S preribosome; nucleolus
Source: RefSeq, a predicted model, not a curated record